UGUCUGAAAGAGCUUUGGGAAAUUUGGAGCUUGCUAUUGUUUGCUAAGAAUGGCUAAAAGGAAGCAAAGUAUGUACCCGUUGGCUUUUCAGUUAGGCACGCUGGGGAAGACGAGAAGUCAACUUCAGGUCACGGAUAAAACUUGGACAAUGGCACUGUGUAGGUACAUGAAGGACAAGUAUGUAUACUUCUGUGAGGGCUGGCCUGAAAUUGCAGAGGGUAACCUGCUGAAACAAGGAGACAUUUGCAUCUUUGAGUGCGUUCCAAGGUGGACUAAUGUCUUGCUGAAAGUCACUGUCAUUCGAGAAUGUUAAUUACUACAUACACAGCUUUGAGUUCAAGUGCAAGAUGGCUGAAAGUUAUCUCACCGUCAUCGACAACAAAAGCAGUUCACGAUUCUUUCAGGUGCUGUUUAGUUUCUUCUCAUCCGUACUGCAAAUUUUACUUGUAAACCAUACACACAAACUAGAUGUUCUACCUCAGCAUUUAGUAAUGGC
This is a messenger RNA of Linum tenue, 496 nucleotides long. The record is from the annotation of a GenBank genome assembly. Lineage: Eukaryota; Viridiplantae; Streptophyta; Magnoliopsida; Malpighiales; Linaceae.